Stylonychia lemnae is the source of this 1695-nucleotide messenger RNA. NCBI's taxonomy places the organism in Eukaryota, Ciliophora, Spirotrichea, Sporadotrichida, Oxytrichidae. The record is from the annotation of a GenBank genome assembly.
AUGACUUCUGAUAAGUUAGAGGAAUAUAAUAAUGAUGCUUUUAAAAAUUAUAAUGAGAAGGCAUUAGAGCCUUGUUAGAAUUGCGGCAGGACAUUUCUCCCAGAUAGAUUAAUUGUUCACUUGAAAAGUUGCAAAGGAAAUUUGGAAUAAAAACCAAGCGUAGGUAAAAUAAAAGCUUCUUCUGGUUAAGGAGAUGGCGAUAGUGGAAAAUUUGCUUAAAGUAUGAAGAGUUAAAGCCCUGGAGAUAUUAUUCAAUAAUAAAAAAUUGCUGGUGGCAAAGGUGGGGGAUUAUCAUCAAGUUAGAGUGCAAAUUAGUUUAAGUCUCCUGAAUUAAGCUAAACUUUUAAAAAGCCUAAGACUUUAGUAUGCUACAUUUGUGGGAGAGAAUUUGGAACUAGUAGUCUUGAAAUACACAUUAAAUCAUGCGCUAAAAAAUGGGAAAUAGAAUAGAGUUAAAAGCCUAAGCAUGAAAGAAAACCGUUACCAUAAGCGCCUUAAAAUUUCGAUUAAAUGCUUGGAGGUUCUUUAUCUUAGGAAGAUCUUGAAUAAUAUAAUCAGUCAGCGAUGAAGGAGUUCAACGAAAAAGGAAUGGAUUAAUGCCCAAAUUGUGGAAGGACAUUUUUACCUGAUAGAUUGAUUGUUCAUUUGAGAAGUUGCAAUAAGGCUCAUGGAGUAAAAGAGACUUAAUAAUCACCUUAGAAAUCACUAGGGUCAUCAAUGGGAGGUGGGCCAGGAUCAUCAAUGGGAGGUGGACCAGGAUCACCAAAGCAGAUUGUCAAACCAAAAACAUUAGUUUGCUACAUCUGUGGUCGUGAAUUUGGAUCAGCUUCAUUAGAAAUUCAUUUAAAGACAUGCAAGCAAAAAUGGGAGAAUGAGCAAGCUUAGAAGCCAAAGCAUGAAAGAAAACCUAUUCCAUAACCUCCGAAAAAUUUCGAUGAUAUGCUAGCAGGCAAAGUCUCAGGAGAAAAACUUGAGUAGUAUAAUGAUAAUGCGCUUAAAGAGUACAAUGAUAAAGCUUUAGAUAGAUGCCCUAACUGUGGAAGAACUUUUAUACCAGAUAGAUUAGUAGUACAUUUGAGAAGCUGCAAUAAAGCACAUGGAAAAUCACCUGAUGAAGGACCUAAAGGGGGAAUGAGUUCAUCGGGUGGAAUGAAUUCUAAUUCAUCACCAUCAAAGGAAAUUCAUAUCAAAAGCUGCAAGCAGAAAUGGGAAAUUGAAGAAAGCAAGAAACCACCAAAAGAAAGAAGACCAGUUCCAGAUGCUCCUAAAAGUUUUGAUGAAGUUGUGAUUGGAGCCAAAUCUGGGCAAGGAGCUGAUAUUUAACAAUAUAAUGAAGAUGCAUUCAAGUAGUACAAUGAGGUAUCACUUGUCCCCUGCCAUAAUUGUGGAAGGACAUUUUUGCCAGACAGACUAUAAAUUCAUCUUAAAAGUUGCGAUAAAGCUCAUCAUUCUUAAAAGAAAGGUGGCGAGGAUGUUUCAAAAUCUACUUCUAGUUUAUCAGAAUCCUUUAAGAGUUAAGGAUAGAAUGCUUCUUUGAGCACUCCAGACUUGAGAAAUAAAGCAAUUAAUGGAUAAGAUAGUUCAUCAUGCAAUCUUUGUGGUAGAUCAUUCAGCUAAAACUUGAUGGAAAACCAUUUGAAAUCAUGCUAAAAGAGAUGGUCAGCAUCUGAUAAGUUAAACGCUCUAAAUUAAUGA